This is a messenger RNA of Monodelphis domestica (gray short-tailed opossum), 4167 nucleotides long. It is a transcript of the gene USP14, whose product is annotated as ubiquitin specific peptidase 14. Gene Ontology annotation, biological process: regulation of proteasomal protein catabolic process; protein deubiquitination; proteasome-mediated ubiquitin-dependent protein catabolic process. The record is from RefSeq and is a predicted model, not a curated record. Gene Ontology annotation, molecular function: cysteine-type deubiquitinase activity; protein binding; proteasome binding. NCBI's taxonomy places the organism in Eukaryota, Metazoa, Chordata, Mammalia, Didelphimorphia, Didelphidae.
UUUGACUUUUUGAUGUGUUGCUUCCAUAUACUUUCUUACAGCAUAGUAAUAUUCCAUGUACAUGAACCACAAUUUCUUUAACCAUUCCCCAAAUGAUAGGUAUCUACACUGUUUUCAAUUCUUAGCUACAAAAAGCACUUUUAUCAAUAUUUUGGAGUUUAUUGGGAAUUUUUUCAUACAGAUGGCUUCCUUGGGGAAUAAGCUCUGGUUCAUAGGGUAUGCAUACCAUCCAACUUAUUUGCAUAAUUCCAAAUGGUUGUACAAAUUCACAGUUCUACCAACAAUGUAUCAUCAUGCCUAUUUUCUACAACCCCUACCACAUUUUAAAAUUUAUCAUAUUUAUUUUAAUAACAAAUUUCCACAUAAGUUUUAAGAAGUUAUAUGAUCCAAAUUGUCUCCCUCUCGUCUUCCCUCCCCCCUCCUGGUUCUGGCAAGCAAUUUGAUCUGGAUUAUAAAUGUAUUAUCAUGAAAAACAUAUUUCCUUCCAUAGUAUUCAUUUUUGUAAGUGAAUGAUCUUAUAAAAUCAAAAUCCCAAAACAUAUACCCAAAUAAACAAAUGAUAAAAUCACAUGGUCUGCAUUCCUACUCCAACAGUUCUUUCUCUAGAGGUAGGUAGCCUUCUUUGUCAUAAAUCCCUCAGAAUUGUCCUGGACCAUUGUAUUGCUGCUAGUAGCAAAGUCUAUCAUAUUUGACCCUAACACAUUUUUGCCAGUUUCAUUAUUUUUUUUGACAGUUUUCAAGGUGAGGAGGGUAUUCCGGGGUUGGGGUACAGCCAAUAAAUACAAAAUCUGCGGCAUUUAUCUUUUACGUAGUAAACAAGUUGAAGCAGGACCCAAGCCUGCACCUUGAAGCUCAUGGCCAGGAGGGGUGGUGACAUCUACACCAGGAAAGGUGGCAAGAUUAAGGGAUCCAAACUAAAGGACACCCUAUACACCCCAUCCUCUGGCCCUUCAAACUCGGGAUAGUCCAUAAAAAACAAUACCCACUCUGAGGCCAGCGGUAGACACCCACAGGGACAAAAUUAACAUGUGAAUGGGGCGCCAAUGAUGGCUGAUUAACUCCCACAAGGUGGAAGAGGGUGAUCUAAUUCGAGCACAAAACUCGAACCCCACUCCGCCUCCACGCGACCAAACGGUCUUCCGCUACCGAGAGGCCUAGUGGGCCAUGCUUGAAUCUCCGAGACCUCGCCUCACUCCACGCACGUACUCACGCACGCACGCGCGCUGACACCAUCAAGCGGCACUUGGCCCCCGCCCCAUUCCGUCCCCAUCCCACUCGGCUCCUUCCUUCCACCCUCCCCUUCCCCCUUUUUACUUCUCUUUCCCCACCCUACUCCUUUCCUCCCUCCUCCCCUUCCCAUUCAGUCGCUCCUGGUCCUUCCUCCUCCCGUCCUUUUUCUCUCACUCCUCCUUCCCACCCCUCUAUGCCCGAUUUGUCCCUCCCCCUCUCCUUGUCGCUCUGAGCCCUGCCCCUUCCGCUCCUUUACCCAAUCGCUCUCUUCUUCGUUCUUCCUUUUCUUAAACCUUCCCCGCCUCUUUCUCUUUUCUCUCCUCCCCUUCCGUCCCCUUCUCUCCUCCCCUCCCCAUAUAGAUCCUCUCCGUCCCGCCUUCGUCUCCAUCCCUCCCCUCCCUUCCCAAUUUCUCUCUUUCCUUUCCCCCUCCCUCCCUCCCCUACCUCUCUGUCUCCACCCUUUCCCCCUCCCUCUCUCAGGCACUCCCUCCUUUUUUCUCCUCCCUUCUCUCCCUCCCUCUUUAGUACCCCCCCCACCUCCCCAGAGGUCUUUCUGUGCCCAGCGAACGGCGUGUUGCUGCGUCAUCGUCAGGGGCCGGUUUGAAUGAGACUCAAGAGUUGCGCCGGAGCCUCCUUUGCCGCCGCCGGAUCUCCAGCCCUGCCCGAACCGCUCCCGUCGCAGCCACAGCCGCUUCUUCUAGUUCGUCUCCUCGUUUUCCUUCCCCUCCUCAGUUGCCCCCUGUCCCGGGCCUCCUGUGCCGCCGCUUCCCUCAGCCAUGCCGCUCUUCUCAGUUAAUGUAAAAUGGGGAAAAGAAAAGUUUGAUGGUGUAGAACUGAAUACUGACGAACCUCCCAUGGUAUUCAAGGCUCAGCUUUUUGCACUGACAGGAGUCCAGCCUGCUAGACAGAAAGUUAUGGUGAAAGGAGGCACUCUGAAGGAUGACGAUUGGGGAAACAUCAAGAUAAAGAGUGGAAUGACUCUGUUAAUGAUGGGAUCAGCAGAUGCUCUGCCUGAGGAACCCACAGCUAAAACUGUUUUCGUAGAAGACAUGACGGAAGAACAGCUAGCAUCUGCUAUGGAAUUGCCAUGUGGAUUGACAAAUCUUGGUAACACCUGUUACAUGAAUGCUACAGUUCAGUGUAUUCGCUCUGUGCCAGAACUCAAAGAGGCCCUUAAAAGAUACGGGGGUGCCUUGCGAGCUUCAGGGGAAAUGGCUUCAGCUCAGUAUAUCACUGCAGCCCUUAGAGAUUUGUUUGAUUCCAUGGACAAAACUUCUUCCAGUAUUCCACCUAUUAUUCUGCUGCAGUUUUUGCAUAUGGCUUUCCCACAGUUUGCAGAGAAAGGUGAUCAAGGACAAUAUCUUCAACAGGAUGCUAAUGAAUGUUGGGUACAAAUGAUGCGAGUAUUACAACAAAAACUGGAAGCUUUAGAAGGUGAUUCUAUUAUGGAGACAGAUGGUGAAUCACCAGCUGCAGCAGCACCAGCACCUUCUAAAAAGAAAAGUUUAAUUGAUCAGUUCUUUGGUGUUGAGUUUGAAACUACCAUGAAAUGUACAGAAGCUGAAGAAGAGGAAGCCACCAAAGGGAAGGAGAAUCAGCUCCAGCUAAGCUGCUUUAUCAAUCAAGAAGUCAAGUAUCUGUUUACAGGACUUAAAUUGAGACUUCAGGAAGAAAUCACCAAGCAGUCUCCAACAUUGCAAAGAAAUGCUUUGUACAUAAAAUCUUCUAAGAUUAGCCGGCUGCCUGCUUACCUUACUAUCCAAAUGGUUCGAUUUUUUUACAAAGAGAAGGAAUCUGUGAAUGCCAAAGUUCUUAAGGAUGUGAAAUUUCCUCUUAUGUUGGAUGUAUAUGAACUAUGUACACCAGAACUUCAAGAAAAAAUGGUCUCCUUUCGGUCAAAAUUCAAGGAUCUAGAAGACAAAAAAGUAAACCAACAGCCAAAGACAUCUAGCAAAAGCAGCGGGGCACAGAAAGAAGCAAAAUAUGAGCCAUUCUCUUUUCCUGACGAUAUUGGCUCUAAUAACUGUGGUUAUUAUGACUUACAAGCAGUGCUAACACAUCAGGGAAGGUCUAGUUCUUCAGGCCAUUAUGUAUCAUGGGUGAAAAGGAAACAAGAUGAAUGGAUUAAGUUUGAUGAUGAUAAGGUCAGCAUUGUUACACCAGAAGAUAUCUUGCGGUUAUCUGGUGGUGGAGACUGGCACAUAGCUUACGUUCUGUUAUAUGGGCCUCGCAGAGUUGAAGUAAUUGAAGAAGAAACUUCACAGUAAUCAUCAUCUUAGCUAUCUCUGACUAGGUGUGGAAUAAAUGUUGUUCGUUGAUCAUUUCUAAACCCCAGAGCUUUUAGAAGAAAUUUUAGGUGGUUCUACAUGGUUUCCCCUCAUGUGGAGCCAAGAGGGUGAAAUCAGACUUGAAAUUUGUUCCAUGUAUUAACAAAAAAAAAAACUAAACUAAAAACAAGACACAGAAAAGAGUUUAUCUUUGGACUCUGCUGCCCCUGUAUAAAAGUAGCAAGCAGGAAGACUUUUUUUUUUUUAAAGGCUUAUUUCAUUGCAUAAUUUUUUUAAAAAAAAUUUUAACGGAAAUGCCUUUCAACCACUACCUUCUGUCCUGGUGUUCAAUAUCUCUUUCUGCCUUUUCUAGCCCAAGAUUCAGCAAUCAGAUAUUUAUUGCACACCUAUUAUUAUUCCAUCAUUUGUUGUUAUUCUUGCAUGGUUCAAACCACCAUUCAAUAGCUGCCCAUCCUUUUGCCUUAUCUAACAAAGUUUUGCCAGAAGGUGGAAGGGAGUGUGUUGCCCUUGUUGUGUAACUCAGUGCUGCUGCCCAUAGUCCAUGGAAACAUGGCUACAAUCAAGUAUUUGUCCAGCCUGACCUGCUGACUCAGUUUGUUCUGUUGCUGGCAUUUCAUGACUUCAAAAUAAAUUGUGAUCAAUAAGAGUA